This is a messenger RNA of Pomacea canaliculata, 2823 nucleotides long. RefSeq names its product tRNA-dihydrouridine(20) synthase [NAD(P)+]-like. The transcript has 15 exons. Gene Ontology annotation, molecular function: flavin adenine dinucleotide binding; tRNA dihydrouridine synthase activity; tRNA binding. Gene Ontology annotation, biological process: tRNA dihydrouridine synthesis. NCBI's taxonomy places the organism in Eukaryota, Metazoa, Mollusca, Gastropoda, Architaenioglossa, Ampullariidae. The record is from RefSeq and is a predicted model, not a curated record. Bases 710 to 2332 code for a protein of 540 amino acids. Gene Ontology annotation, cellular component: cytoplasm.
UGUUGGCUUUGUUUGGGUUUUUUCUUUGUUAACACGUUGUAGUGAACCUGUUAAAUUACUUCUCUUUUUUUUUUUUUAUAGUGUUUCAUUUGUGUUUGUAAUCGUAUCCUAAGAAGUAAACACUAUAGCUGUUACAGUGUUAGAAAAAAAGAAGCGAUAAUGCACAACAAAAUUUAAUAACAGUUAAUGCUACAGUAAAUAUUCAUACUAGCCGACUAAAAUCAUGAAAAUAAUAGUAGAAAGGGCUGAGCCAUAAUUAUGAUUUAUGUUCGCAUAUGAAGACCAUUCAUAACUAGGCACAUGGAUGAACAUGACCAAGUUUGGCAACAGAUUUUACAUGUAUUAAAUUUUUCCGAAGUUGGUCAAACGUUCGUCCAUUUAAGAAGGGUCUUUUGAAAAUAUCCCAAAUACAAGAUGACAUAGUAUGAAUCUCAUCAUGUUAUAUGGAUAAAGUUUUCAAGUGGUCAUUGCAGUGGCUGGGAAAAAUGGUCACCAUUUGAGUUGACUACCAAUGUACCACUGCCCACAGUCGACCAUUAAUUAUAGAAAUCAUUACUCAUUCAUGAACAUGCGCAUGCACAUAAAAUUAUAAAAAGAAGGUCGUGCAGACCAAAGGUGUUAAAUUACCACACAAUGUUAACUUCAAAUUGGAUUACCAAUACCAACAGGUUCUUUAUCUGCAUCAGUACUUAGAAGGUGAUUUAUUACCAUGUCAGAAAAAUAUGCAAACAAGGUCAUCCUUGCACCAAUGGUUCGUGUGUGUACUCUACCUAUGCGUUUGCUCGCUUUGGACUAUGGUGCUGACCUUGUAUACUGUGAGGAGAUUAUUGACCGCAAACUGCUUCUUUCCCAAAGAAUUGAAAAUGGGGUGCUUGGUACCAUAGAUUUUGUGAUGUCAGAUGGCACAAUAGUGUUCAGAACCUGCCCACAGGAGAAAGGGAAAGUGAUUUUUCAACUGGGGACUUCUGAUGCCAAGAGGGCAUUGGCAGCUGCCCGCAUGGUAGAGAAAGAUGUAGCAGGCAUUGAUAUCAACAUGGGCUGUCCAAAAGAGUUCUCCAUAAAGGGAGGCAUGGGCUGUGCCCUCUUGACACAACCUGAAAAAGUGAAAAGGAUUUUAACCACAUUAGUUGAGGGGCUUUCCAUUCCAGUCACCUGUAAAAUUCGUGUACUUCCUGAUCUGGAUAAAACCAUUGAGCUUGCAAAACUUAUUGAGAGUACUAAAGUGGCAGCCCUGGCUGUCCAUGGAAGAAAAAGAGAUGAACGCCCUCAUCACAAGAACCGCAAUCAUUUCAUCCAAGCUAUUGCAUCUGCACUUGCCAUUCCAGUUAUUGCAAAUGGUGGUUCCAGAGAAAUUUUGCAGUUCCAAGAUAUUGAGAAAUUUCGUAUUGAAACUGGUGCCUCCUCUGUGAUGAUUGCCAGAGCUGCAGAAUGGAACUGCUCCAUUUUCCGUAAAGAGGGAAUGAUUCCAUUGUACGAUGUUGUGAGACAAUACCUGAGAUAUGCUUUCAAGUAUGACAAUAAUGAGAUCAACACAAAGUACUGCCUUCUUCAAAUGAUGCAUGAAUCUAUGGAUAUGCCAGAAGGCCAAGGAACUCUGUCAGUCAAAAGUAUGGAUGAGAUAAGCACAGUGUGGGGAAUGACAGAAGAGUACGACCAAGUCCAGAAAGAUAGGAAGGAGCAAGAAAGCUUAAUUAAACAGCAGAAGGAUGAAGUUGGAUGUGGCUUUAAGCGCCGUAAAGCAGAUGAUGGUGUCAUUCUAAUUGAGCUGCCAGUCAAAUUUGACCGAAGGUGCUACCUUCCUGCCAUGAGUCCAAAACAAAGUCUUCAUGAAUGGUGUCGGAAGUGCUGCUUUAUGAGCCCAGUUUAUAAGACAGAGGAACAUGCUGAAGACCGGAGCUUCCACUGUCGAGUACUUGUAGAUGACAAAUGGUAUACAACUCCCUUUUGGGAAAAAAAGAAACAGUUUGCAGAACAGGCAGCUGCUAUGUGUUGCCUUCUUGUCCAUGGUAUUCAUGAUGGCAGAAUCAAAGAACCUGAUGAUCAAACACCUGAGAUGAGACAAGAAUGGCACCGUGUUGCCAGUGCUCAGAUUCAAGAGGAGACACUCUUGAUGACAGCAAAUGCAGAAGCCAAUGUUAAAAGACAAGAUGAAAAUAAGGAAUGUUUUGUUACCUUAGAAACUCAGUUAUUGAAAGCCUCAUCAUGGGAUUGUCAUAAAACGCAAAAAUACCCUGAAGAGUCAAAGAAAUCUGAAGAGGAUGACCUGAAAGUAGCCAAAACUAUGGCCAACGAAAAUCCUCUAGAAUGCUAUUAUACAGCAGACUUUACAUAGCUUCAGGGACAUCUUUCUUGUAACUGCAUUCAGCAUGCUUAAAAAUUUGAUACUGGUCAUGAUGUAUGUUUUUGUGUGUUUGAAUGAAAGCAUUUUCAAGUAACUGUUCAGUGGACAUUAGGCCACUGAAAUUAAGCAGAUAUCUUAAUUUGUAGAACUAUAAAAACAGGUCAUUAUCUGAACCUUUGUAUAAGACUUAAGAUUAUAAGAUUUAAAUCUGAGGGAAGAUCAAUGAUUUUAUAUAUCACUUAUGAAACAAAACUGUACAAAUGCAUGAGAUAUUUACCUUCUUGUAAUUCACCACCACAUAUGAGAGUACACAGCCUGUAACUGAUCUCUGCAUCUCAUUUUAGGGGCCACUCCUAUUUUGUGGUCAAUGAUGUCAGCUCUUACCUGAAGAUUUCAUUGGAUGCAUGGAAUUUUUAUCAUCACAAAACAUUUAUGUAGAUAUAACAGUGAAUUACAAUACAAAGAAAAAUGGUGAGGUGGCA